Messenger RNA from Microplitis mediator, 866 nucleotides. RefSeq names its product cytochrome b5 (gene Cyt-b5). NCBI's taxonomy places the organism in Eukaryota, Metazoa, Arthropoda, Insecta, Hymenoptera, Braconidae. Gene Ontology annotation, molecular function: heme binding. The record is from RefSeq and is a predicted model, not a curated record. Bases 229 to 648 code for a protein of 139 amino acids. Gene Ontology annotation, cellular component: intracellular membrane-bounded organelle; membrane. The transcript has 4 exons.
CAGUUCCAUUCCCAGAUGAUUCAAGACACUAACGAGUUGGUAAAAAAUUUCUUUUGAUUUAUUUGGAGUUAGAAAUUACCAAGGGGUAAAACGUGCUAAUUUUUAAAUAUAAAUUUAAACUUAAAUUUAAAAAUAUAAAGAUAUUAAAUUUAUGAAUUUAAUAUAAAAAUAUAUUAUUUUAUAAUUAAAAUAAUAAAUAAACAAAUAAAUAAUUAACUAAAAAUAGUUAUGGAGACUCCAGCAAGUACAUCAACUACUAAAUUUUAUUCUCGUGCCGAAGUUGCUACACAUAAUGACAGUAAAAGUACAUGGUUUAUUAUUCACAACAGUAUUUAUGAUGUUUCUAAAUUCUUAAACGAGCACCCAGGAGGGGAAGAGGUCUUGCUUGAACAGGCAGGUAAAGAUGCUACAGAACCUUUUGAAGACGUUGGUCAUUCAAACGAUGCUAGAGAAAUGAUGGAACCCUACAAAGUCGGAGAACUUAAUGAGGAGGAAAGAGAUACAUCGUACGAUAAGAAAAAAAAUAGUAACUGGGCAAGUAAUGGUGGUAGUGAUGAACCUAGUGGUUCCUGGAGUUCAUGGCUCAUUCCUGUCGCUCUGGGAAUUCUUGCAACCGUCAUCUACCGCUACUUCAUCGCUACUCGUUAAUAUAUUUAAUAAAUAUAAUAAAACAUUCCCAAAAAUAUAUAACAAGAGAUUAUGAGAUAGCGAAAACAUCACGAGUAGGAAGGAAGGAAGGAAGGAAGGAAAAUAUGAGGGAUCACAAAGGAGAAGAAAAGAAAGUGUUUUGUUUUCUUUACGUCCAUUGUUAUUGCUUUUCAUAUAAACAAUUGUUAAAAAAAAAAAAAAACUUUUAGUUAUUUUUA